AGGUGUUAAAAUGGAGAGUGGCAACCAGUUUUGCUUGGUCCGUCAUAUUACUACCUCUGAGCAGUGCAGCUUUCAUGGUUCUCAGCAGGCUCAACAUCUUUCACCCUAUACUGUGGCUCACAGAUUUAAUAGGUGAUGCUUCCAGCAGUUCCAUAUUCUUUUGUCUGCUUUUACUGUCGGUGCUACAGGGGGUCCAAUGUGCCUUCAAUGUGAAGUUUUACUCAGUGGUGCCUACCAUUCCUGGCUCCCGCCUCUCCUUGAUUGGCCAGAUCCUGCUGCCGCAACAUUUGCUUCACUCAUUUGUUCAUUCUCUUAUGGGAGUGUUGGUGUUUUGGUGCUGCACUGUCCUCAGCCGAGGGCCAUACCAAAGUCUGGCUGUUCCAUGCAAUACUGAUCCCAGUGAUAAAGAUGAUGUACAGAAGAUGUGUCUGAAUGAGCGUUACCUCUUCCUUCUGCUUACUGGAGCUUUUCUGGGUUACAGUUACAGCCUGCUGUAUUUCAUACACAACAUGAACUACCUGUCGUUCCCUGUCAUGCAGCAAUUUAAAUAUGUUCAGUUCAGGCGGUUCCUGCCUGUACUUCUGCACCACAGCUGUGUCCAGUCCCUGUACUUGAUCCGGAAUUGUACUGCUCUCUAUUUUUUCCUGGGUUAUAUUCCACGAACCUGGUUUCAAGGCAUCCUGAACUUACAUCUGGAUCAACAGUUACCACCACUUGAUUCUCUGUUUGGCCUCCUGGAUCUGUCAUUAUUUUACCAAAUUUGGUUAUGUGGUACUUUCCUGCUCGUCACCUGGCACAUAGUCUGGUUACUAUUCCAGAUCCACACAACAGAAGCCCGAAUGUUUCCUGUACAAUCAUCCUUUGUGGAAGAUGCGGAAAUGUGCCUUCCCAAUGCCUUAGGCUGCAACUCUCCACUCUUGAAGUACUUGGCCUUUCAGGAUCUUGUGCUGCUUUCUCAGUAUUCCAAAAUUCGGAGACAGGAUGUGUUCAGCCUCAGCCAACCAGGAGGUCAUCCACACAACUGGACCGCUAUCACUAAGGAGUGCCUGAGUGUUUUAAGCAAUCUUGCAGCUAGACUGGUGGCUCAUCAAGAAGCUGCUGCAAGUAAUGGGCAUGUGAGGUUCCCAUCUUCCUCAGCAGAGUUGAGGAAGUCAUCCAGCAGCUCAGGCACUUCAUUAAAUGAAUCUAUUGACCAGGCUGGGAAAAUUGCUCCUGUCGCUCAAACACCGAUCUCUUCUGUACUGAAGACCAAAGCUUCACUCAAAAGACCUUGGGACUCUGGUAGUCCCUUUGCCUCCCCAGUGGUAGGUCAUAUUUCCACUGCCCAGGACCAGAAUUCUCCAUGGCAUGGUUUCCGUGCAGAGCCCCCACAUUAUUAGGAGAGGUGCAAAGCUUUGGACGUGUGGUGCAGACUUGGAUAUCCAGAGAAGCGGCUCAGAAAAAUCGUCUGUCUCCCCGGGGAGCCCAAGACCUGUCAACAGCACUGAAGGGCCGAGCUUCUUCUUCAUAUGGUACCAAAACAGACUGGAUCAGAUCAAAAACUUCUUGUCAAAGCGAGUCUUGAUCAUGUAUCUUUUCAGCAAGCACCCAGAGGCCUCCAGUCAGGAAGUGUUUGCGGAUUCACAGAUCCAUAUCUGGGCUUUGGAAGGGUUGUCUCAUCUGGUGGCAGCCUCAUUCUGUGAAGAUCGGAUGGGAGUGGUGCAGACAACAUUGUCCAACAUACUAACUACACUUCUGAAUCUACAAGAGGCAGUAGAGAAGCAUUUUAAGCUCCCACAUGUAUCCAGCAAGCCUGCAAGAGCUGCACCAGGUUUGGUAGAUUCCUCCUAUAAGACACUACGAUUUGCCCUGCGAUCUACUCUAAAGACUGCAAUCUAUAGGAUAACCACAACGUUUGGAGAACACUUACAUGCCAUUCCAGCAUCUGCAGAACACCGAAAGAAGCUGCAGCAGUUUCUCGACUUUAAAGAAUGA
Messenger RNA from Staurois parvus, 1974 nucleotides. The record is from the annotation of a GenBank genome assembly. Lineage: Eukaryota; Metazoa; Chordata; Amphibia; Anura; Ranidae.